Colletotrichum graminicola M1.001 is the source of this 2409-nucleotide messenger RNA. Its product is annotated as fungal specific transcription factor domain-containing protein. The record is from RefSeq and is a predicted model, not a curated record. Gene Ontology annotation, molecular function: DNA-binding transcription factor activity, RNA polymerase II-specific; zinc ion binding; sequence-specific DNA binding. Gene Ontology annotation, biological process: positive regulation of transcription by RNA polymerase II; DNA-templated transcription. The transcript has a single exon. Gene Ontology annotation, cellular component: nucleus. The coding region runs from base 1 to 2409 and encodes 802 amino acids. Lineage: Eukaryota; Fungi; Ascomycota; Sordariomycetes; Glomerellales; Glomerellaceae.
AUGGCAGACGCACCCACAGCGUCCACCGACGCUGGUCUCCGGGAUGACGGCGGCCCUGGUGUACCCACUCCUGCAUCAAACAUCUCUCAUCCCUCGCCGUCAAGUCUCCCGUUACCCAGUUCGGAGCGAAGGAAACGCAGUCUGCCAGAAGGCUCGCCCGAUGACGGCCGGUCGUCUUCCGCAGCGGCCGUAGCGUCUGCCAACCGACGAAGGAGUCAUAAAGUCAGCCGCGCGUGCGAUUACUGCAAGGCCAAGAAGCUGAAAUGCUCCGGCACCAUUCCCUGCGAUGUGUGCACGAGGAAGCGGCUUUCAUGCAUAUAUGAUGCAAGCUACCGCCGGGGCAGGCCGCCGACCCCUCCCCCGGCAACCGGGACCCCUCGGCAUUCAAUAACCGGAGCGACACUGGCACCCUUGCUCUCUCCCAUCGAGGCCCAAAGGUUUGUCGUCGCAACAACACGGGAGGCACUGCAUGGGAUUAGUAGACUAACCAGUCACAGAAGACCACUCCCCACCAAGGCACCCCUCCAGCUUCUGCCUCCUGGAGCCGCCUUCCCCGGCCUGGCCAUGGGGACCGCUGCCCGUCCCUCACAUCCCGAGUCAGGGGUUGUCCACCCGGAUGCCGGGGGGAACGCCAGCUUUCCGCCGACAUCCAGGGCAUCGCCAGAAGUUGAGAUGGCCGAGAUCGAGGGCCAGUAUUUUGACAACACGUCCAGCCUGUCGUUCCUUCACCGGGCCUGGAAGCGGCUCUCAUCACAGAGAUCUCACGGCAGCGGCGUUCCGGGGCAUAUGCCCAGCGGCAUCGAGCAGCACCAGAAGCUCACGAGGGCAGGCGACAAGCCGUUUGAAUCGCAGACCCUCGACCCCACCACUCUGCCUGACCGGGCCACGGGCUUGGGAAUGAUGCGGUUCUACUUCGACGUCUGCGUGGUGACAUACCGUUGCUUGCACCAGGGGUACGUCUCUGAGUGGUUCGAAGCACUGCUUGCGAACGCGCAGAACAACCGUCCUCUGCAUCGCGACAUAGGGCACGCCAAGGCCGCCAUCGUCAUGGCGAUCCUCGCCAUCGUCACGCUGCGGCAAAGCAAGGUCCGGGGUGUUGGGUCGGAGCAGAGUUCCGAUCUGCGGCGCAGCGACGCCUACUUCUGCGAGGCCCUGAACCUGACAGAGAUGGAGGUCGGCCUGCCGAAGCUCGAGUCUGCACAGUCUCGCAUUCUGCAGGGCCUCUACCUCCUCCAGACGACGCGUAUGAACCAAGCUUGGUAUGUCUUCGGAAGCAUCCUCCCCAUCGUCUCGGCGCUGGGUCUGCAUCGGAAAUCCGGGCGCAACAGGGGCAGCGGCGACAGGGAUUACAUCGUCUCGCAGUGCAGAAAGAGAACCUUCUGGGUGGCCUACACCAUUGACAAAUACCUGUCCGUCGUGUUUGGCCGCCCCCGGAUGUACCACGACGACGACAUCGACCAGGACUUCCCCGACUGCGUCAACGACGAAGAGAUGACGACCCAGGGCAGGUCGAGGGACGAGCCCGAGAUGGACUGCCACGUCGAGAGUCUCAUCUUCCACGCCAAGCUCGCGCAGCUCAUCGACGGCAUCUCGCGCGAGGUGUACGCUAUCAAGCACAUACCUAAGCACGACCGCCUCAUGGCAGCCCAUGAAUACGGCCAGGCCCUCCACCGGUGGCGCAAGUCGCUGCCGCACCAUCUCGGCACAGUCCGGCCAAUGUCGCUGAUCCCAUCGUUUCGACGGCAGAACACCGCCCUCAAGCUGGCGUACUGCCACGCCAUCAUGCAUGCCAACCGCCCGUUCCUCCUGGGGAUGGGGGCCUCCCAGAGCAAGCAGGGGUCUGCCCUGGAGGACAGCGUCGACGAGUGCAUCAAUGCCGCCAAGGUCGCGCUCGAGACCGUCGACGGGAUGGCCAGCGACGGAACCCUGUUCCAUGCCUUCUGGUGGACACCGUACGUGACGUUUUGCGCGUUGGCGGUCGUGUACGUGUGGGAGAUCCAGCGGGGGCGGAAGGACGGCGAGAACGGGCUCUUUGAGCUCGCGGACCGGUGCCAGAACCACUUGACGGAAGCGACGGCGGCCGAGAGCCCCGGUCGCCGAUAUAGCGUCAUUCUCGAGGAGCUCCGGCAGGAAGCCAAGUACCAUUCCAACGUGCCCGUGGGACGCGACCAGCGGCACGCGACGGAGCAGACGGACCGCGGCGGGGGCGCCCAGUCGGUGCAGAUGGACGACGACAACAACAACGACAACAACAACAACAGCGCGAGACACCCGGCGCCGCCAGCCGACAUGGGCGAAGUCUUCCAACAGCAGGGGUUCGAGAGUAUGACGAACCUCUUGAGUGGCUGGGAGACGACGGACUGGCUCGACCUCGACUCUUCGGUACAUCAAUUUCUACAAAAGAUCUAA